Molecule: messenger RNA, 1484 nt
Organism: Lacerta agilis (Sand lizard)
Lineage: Eukaryota; Metazoa; Chordata; Lepidosauria; Squamata; Lacertidae
Gene: CDK20
Product: cyclin dependent kinase 20
Exons: 9
Coding region: 85-1116 (343 amino acids)
Biological process (GO): protein phosphorylation
Cellular component (GO): nucleus
Molecular function (GO): cyclin-dependent protein serine/threonine kinase activity; ATP binding
Source: RefSeq, a predicted model, not a curated record
GUAAUGAUGAAUGCAUGCCAGGCUGAGACAUUCCACUGAGUAUGCGUUGUGAUUGAAUUCCCUUUUCUACAAAUAGAGGCCACCAUGGACCAAUAUAGCAUCCUAGGCCGCAUCGGAGAAGGAGCCCAUGGCAUCGUUUUCAAAGCCAAGAACAUAGAAACAGGUGAGACUGUUGCCCUGAAGAAGGUGGCUCUCCGCAAGUUAGAGGAUGGGAUCCCCAACCAAGCACUUCGGGAGAUCAAAGCCCUGCAGGAGAUUGAGGAAAAUCAACAUGUGGUGAAGCUGAAGGAUUUCUUCCCCCACGGCACAGGCUUUGUGCUCGUAUUCGAAUACAUGCUGUCUGACUUGUCGGAGGUGAUCCGCAACUCCGAACAGCCGCUCACCGAGGCCCAAGUCAAAGGCUACAUGCUGAUGCUGCUCAAGGGGGUGGCCUUCUGCCAUGCCAACUCUAUCAUGCAUCGGGAUCUGAAACCAGCCAAUUUGCUGAUCAGCUCCACGGGUCAGCUGAAAAUUGCUGAUUUUGGCCUGGCCAGGGUGUUCACCAGUGAUGGAGAGAGACUGUAUAGCCACCAAGUGGCCACCAGGUGGUACCGGGCUCCUGAACUCCUGUACGGUGCUCGGAAAUAUGACGAAGGUGUGGAUCUCUGGGCUGUGGGAUGCAUCUUUGCUGAACUUCUCAACAACUCCCCACUUUUCCCCGGAGAAAAUGAUAUUGAGCAGCUGUGCUGUGUCCUCCGAGUCCUUGGGACCCCAAACCAGAAGAUCUGGCCGGAGAUCACAGAGUUGCCCGAUUACAACAAGAUUUCCUUCAAAGAGAAGCUGCCAAUUCCCCUGGAGCAGGUGGUGCCCGAUGCCUCCCCACAAGCCGUGCAGCUCCUGAAACAGUUCCUGGUCUAUCCUUCCAAGCAGCGUGUGCAGGCAGCACAGGCGCUGUUGCACCCCUAUUUCUUCACUCCCCCGCUGCCUGCCCACCACUUGGAGCUGCCCAUCCCUCAGCGUGGGGGCAAAAAAGCCCACCAGGGCCCCCAGCACCAGCGUGACUUCCACGUGGAGCAGCCUCUGGAGGAGUCGGUGGUGGACCUGGAGCUUGUGGCGCCUUACGUGGUUGAUGUGUGAAAAGAGGAUCUCUUUGCUCUCCGUGGGGCAGCGGGAUUUCUGUCAGGAGAGCUAUGUUCAUCUUAAGCAGGAUUGAGCCGCUUCAUUGAACUGGCAGGAAUGGGGUGGCAGAAGUCAGAACUUGAGCAGGGGCAGCUGGCAAUGUGGACAAGGGAAACUCCUCUUGCCUGAAGUCCCCCUUUAUCCUGCCGUGAAAGAGACAGGAGCCCCGUUCAGGGCAGGAGUGGGCCAAUUCCUUAUUCCUCUGGAGCAGAGUUGGAAACCUUGGACACAAAGGGCUGCCAGGCAGGUUGGCCUUGACAGCCUCUUCUCCAUAAAAACCACCCCUUUGGACCUUUCCUUCCAGGACUUUGGGGUGCUUUUAGCUC